Messenger RNA from Oryza sativa Japonica Group (Japanese rice), 3375 nucleotides. Its product is annotated as mitogen-activated protein kinase kinase kinase 18. NCBI's taxonomy places the organism in Eukaryota, Viridiplantae, Streptophyta, Magnoliopsida, Poales, Poaceae. Gene Ontology annotation, molecular function: protein kinase activity; ATP binding. The record is from RefSeq and is a predicted model, not a curated record. Gene Ontology annotation, biological process: protein phosphorylation; signal transduction.
CAACUAACUACUUCAACUAACCUCUUCCAUUUUGUACCCCUGAUAUAUAACUUCACAAAAUGAACCUAUGUAGUAUGAACUUAUUAAUACCACAGCAGAUUUAGUUUAGGAAUUCUGACAUGUAUCCAAUACCCUCUACCCUAUCCGUUCUCAACUAUCUAAAAUUCUUACUCAUGUACUAGUACCCAACCCCACCAGAAUACGCAACCCACCAAUUAAAAACAAAAGGCAUUUCCAGCCACAUGAGCUUGGCAAAACCACAAGACAACAUGGACAAGUGUCCCCUUCUAGCUACCAUGAUUAAAAAAGAAAAAAAUAAGAGAUAGAGAAAAAUAUUCCUCCUCAAGUCCUAAUAUUUUGUUAGGUAGCUCCCCCUCCCCUUCCAAAACUUGCGUCCACCACUCAUGUGUGGCCAAGUGGAGAAUCCCCCUGUGCCAGCUUGGACUCUCUCAUCUCACCCCUUUCUUUGCCUUGUUGCUUUGGUUGGACAGCCUACACUUAACCACAUUCCCUUGCCAAAGCAUCACCUCCUUCCCACCCCUCCUAUAUAUGCACAAACACACAUAUACUCCGCACAAACACACAUAUACUCCACAUAUCCAGCUGCAGUUGCCUCUUCUACGCUACCAACAACAACAACGACGACAACAACAACAAGAAAGCGCACAACAACAACAAGAAGAAGAGGAGGCAACAAGGAGGAGUUGAAGUGGAAGCUUUCAGCUCACCUCUGCUCCCAUUCUUGCGCUUUCUCGGAGCGCAGGAAUGGGCGCGAUCGGGGAGUGGCGGAGGGGGCCGGUCAUCGGCCGCGGCGCGACGGCGACGGUGUCGAUCGCCACGGACCGCCGGACGGGCGGCGUGUUCGCGGUCAAGUCCGUGGACGUGGCGCGCGCCGGCGCGCUCCGGCGCGAGCAGGGCAUGCUCUCUGCUCUGGCCUCGCCGUUCGUCGUGCCGUGCGUUGGAUCCGGCGUGUCGGCGGCGGUGGACGGGAGCGGCGGGGCGUGCUACGAUCUGUUCUUGGAGUAUGCGCCCGGCGGAUCGCUUGCCGAUGAGAUCAAGCGGUGCGGCGGCCGGUGCGAGGAGCCCCUGAUUCGGUCGCGGGUGGGCGAUGUCCUGCGCGGGCUGGCGUAUGUCCACGCCGCCGGGAUCGCGCACUGCGAUGUCAAGGGCCGGAACGUGCUCGUCGGCGCCGACGGGCGCGCGAUGCUCGCCGACUUCGGGUGCGCGCGCUGGAUGGCGGCCGAGGACUGCAAUGCCGGCGGCGUGACGAUCAGGGGCACGCCGAUGUUCCUGGCGCCGGAGGCCGCGCGCGGCGAGGCGCAGGGGACGGCCGCGGACAUCUGGGCACUCGGGUGCACGGUCAUCGAGAUGGCCACCGGUGGCGCUCCGUGGCCGCGGUUUGCCGACCCCGUCGCCGCGCUCCACCACGUCGCGCACUCCGUCGACGUCCCGGAGUCCCCCGCGUGGUUCUCCGCCGAAGGGAAGGACUUCCUGGCGAGGUGUUUGAUCAGAGACCCAGCCAAGCGGUGGACGGCGGAGCAGCUGCUCGAGCACCCGUUCGUCGCCUCCGCGGCAUCCGAUUCCACAUCCAAGGCCGUGCAGAUCGAGCAGCGCGUUUCCCCCAAGAGCAUCCUCGACCAGUGCCUGUGGGAGUCCACCUCGACGGACUCCGACGCCACGGUGGCGCUCGCCCCCGCCGACCGUCUCCGCGCAUUGUCCGCCGGCGCGUCCGUCGCGCCCGACUGGACCUGGAGCAUGGACGACUGGAUCGCCGUCUGCGGCGGCCGCGCCGACGACCACGACACCACGCCGUCGCCACAACCCGACACCACCACCAGCUUCUUCCGCGGCGAUGAGGCUUCGUCAGACCUUGUCUUCCCCGGAGGCGGUGAGCUCGCGGCCGCCGCCGACGGCCCGCGCGGCCACGACGACGACGACGACGACGACGACCACGGCGUCUCGAGCUCACCCUGCAGCUGGCGCCGCAGUAACAGCGCGAUUAGUGGCUGUAAUAAUCGCAAUAAUAAUAGGUGCUGUAACUUUACACAGACAAAGCAAUGGAGUAUCAAGUUGGUUAAACCCUCCCCGCGUCCGAGCUGGCAGCCGAUUUAAUUACUUUCCCGCGUGCCGUUUCGACCGCCCGCGCCCACUUUUUCACCUUUUCGGCGGUGUCCUUUUCCGUCACGUGCCGGGCGUGAGACGUAAUUAGGAGGCUACCACUACACCCUACUCCCUACUAGAACAGGUUACGGCCUCUGACAGGUGGGGCCCAAGGAAGCGUACUGCAAACACGAGUCGGUUUAGAAAUUUUAAUUAGGCGUGGUGUGGUACUACUAUUAGUUGCGCCUAAUCGUGUUGGUUUUGGUUGAAUUUUGGCAUGAGGUUUGCGAGGGGGAAUUGGGGUUGGGUGACGUGCAACCACCUGGGCCAAGAAGUUUUUGGGUGCAGGUGAGACUGAGAGAGGCGCCGUUGCGGUUGCGGCCACUGUGCCAUUGAUGGCGAAAAGCAGCGAGAUUACGGGAGUUGAACGGUCGAUCGAGAGUCGCGUCGCGUCCGGGUCCGGCUAGCCAAGAUGGUUGGUUCGUUGGUUGGUUGAGUCGUCGGCGUCCGUUGCUCGCUGAGACCCACACCGAUUCGUCCAUUGAUAGUUUGCUACACUUGACAUGUACCCUUGGUUGUACCUGAGCUGCUAUAGGAACGGCAGAUGCUUUUGGGCGAAAAUGUUGGUACGGUUUUUUCUCCCUCUGCUUAGCGUUAGUGCUAGUGUUAGGAUUGGGUGAUGCAGUGGCCUUGCCUUACUAUGCCAUUAUUUAGGAGGAACCAAGAGUCAAGUCGAGAGCAGGAAGCAAACUGGAGUAGCUAGCAGGGCCUAAAGUACGUGAAGGCUACGCAAUCGAUAGCUAUAUGUUCCCUAAUUAAGGAAGGCCCAACAGCGAUUAUUGAGACAGUGCUCCAUUUCUUUAAAUAUUACGUAUAAGCUUUUAAUUAUUCCUAUAUAGUAGUAUUUUUUUUACGCAGAAAGUGCACACAGCCACCCACACACACCCAUCUAAGCAAACUAUUAGGGUGCGUUCUGCAGCGGUGGGAGUUUCAAAGUUUUAGAGAGUUUAAUGGUACAGUAAACUUUAUCUCUAAAUCAUUUAUAGCUAAUCUAAUACCCAAUUCAAUUCGUACAACGGUUACCUAUAAAUAUGUACUACACCAUUAAUAUCUAAUUCCACAUCUCAUAUACACAUAACAUUUUGGAAUACGUAUCACAAUUGGCUAUAAAUCUGUAGCUCAUUUCUCAUCUCUCUCUUAUCUUCUUCAUAUAUGCUUAUAGAUGACUUAUAGUCUGCUAUUGUACUUGCUCUUAUAUAUAUACUUUCUUUUUUU